Molecule: messenger RNA, 750 nt
Organism: Bathycoccus prasinos
Lineage: Eukaryota; Viridiplantae; Chlorophyta; Mamiellophyceae; Mamiellales; Bathycoccaceae
Exons: 1
Coding region: 1-750 (249 amino acids)
Source: RefSeq, a predicted model, not a curated record
AUGACGACGACAACGAGAACCGCGACCUCCGCAGCGGCAACAACGAUAACGCCGACGAAAGACGAUACAAAGAAUGAGAAAAGGAAAAUCCGAGGGUUAAUUUUCGAUAUGGAUGGGACGUUAACCGUUCCGAAUUUGGAUUUUAACGAGAUGAUGCGUCGACUCGGGUGCAAAACGAACAAUAUCUUAAAAGAAGUGGACGAGUUUGACGAGGAGAGGAGGAAGAGAUCGUACGAAAUUAUCGCCGAGAUGGAAGUAGAAGCGCUAAAAUCUAUGAAAGCGAUGCCUGGGGCCGUUAAGUUAGCAAAGUUACUGGACGAAAUGAACGUUCCAAGAGGCUUGGUGACACGGAAUGUGAAGACGUCGGUGGACCAUUUUCAUAACGUGGCCUGGAAAGAUGGCGAGACAGAUACUUUAAUGAAAGCAUUUCACCCGGUGUGUUCGCGAGAAUUCACGCCGUAUAAACCGGCUCCGGACUCGCUGUUGCACAUAUGCAAAGUGUGGGGCGUCGACCCAUCGGAGGUCAUGAUGGUGGGUGAUUCGCCGAAAGAUGAUGUAGUCGCGGGAAAUCGAGCCGGUUGCGUGACGGUUUUAAUCGAUGUCGAGGAUACGAAUAGAAGUUAUGAUAUAGAUGCAUUGGAAGGCGAACACAUUCCGCACUUUAUCGUUCCUAGAAUUGAAGAGAUUUCGCAUUUGCUUGAGUUUCAUUUUGAGGUUAUCGGGGACGGAGUUGGUGAAACUAAUCGGUAA